AUGACAGCCCACAAGGUCAUUACAAGCUUGAAAGAAAUAUUCUCGCGAAAUGGCACACCAGACAUGAUUGUGUCAGACAACGCCCGUCAAUUUGAUUGUAGCGAGUUUCGAGAGUUUGUGCAAAAGUGGGAAAUAACCCAUCACACAUCGAGCCCCCAUUAUGCACAAAGCAAUGGCCAGGCUGAGCGGUGCAUUCAGACGGUGAAGACCCUCAUGAAGCGAGCUAACAUGAGUAAGAAUGAUCCGAUGUACGCUUUGCUCGAAUACAGAAACACACCCAUAGAUGGUCUGCGUGGAUUUGCCCCAUCACAAAUCCUGAAUGGGAGAUUACUGAGAAGUCGCAUCCCAGUAUCAACCUCCCUUCUUCGCCCUCAGGCCAUACCCCCACUACAAGAUGACCUGGCGGAAAGGCAGCGAAGACAGCUGACCAACUACAACGCACGUGCUCAAAUCAAACCCCUCCCAUCGCUGAGCACCAACCAGGACGUCGUGUUUCGCGCCAAACCCGGCACAUGGCGACAAUGA
This is a messenger RNA of Strongylocentrotus purpuratus (purple sea urchin), 525 nucleotides long. RefSeq lists its product as uncharacterized. Gene Ontology annotation, biological process: DNA integration. NCBI's taxonomy places the organism in Eukaryota, Metazoa, Echinodermata, Echinoidea, Camarodonta, Strongylocentrotidae. The coding region runs from base 1 to 525 and encodes 174 amino acids. The transcript has a single exon. Gene Ontology annotation, molecular function: nucleic acid binding. The record is from RefSeq and is a predicted model, not a curated record.